AUGAAUGCACCCCUGUAGUCUGGCUUGCUGGCGGGACGCUUUCGUUCGUCCUCCUCGACUAUUGAAAUAAGAACACACCCACCGAGUUUGACACACCUUUACUUUGGAGUUAACUUCUGCACAUUCUUUCCGGAUCGAACAAAGUCCAAAAUGACAGCGCAAAAUAAGUGUUCUGAACUUGCUACGCAAAUAUUAAAAGAGGCUCCCACGUCGAGAAAAGCUCUUAUUGACAACUACAACAACCUUCACAAAGUGGCCGAUUACUGUGAAAAUAAUUAUUUAGGCCUACAGGAUGUGGACACAUGGAGGGGUUUGGAGGAGACCAAGGCUUUGACCACUCAGGCUUUGGCCAGUGUGGCCUACCAGAUCAACAGCCUAGCCACUUCUGUCCUGAGACUGCUGGACACCCAGGCCAUGCAGCUGAAAGACAUGGAGAACUCCCUCAACCUCCUCUCUCUGGCUGUAGCUAUCCAUCAGGAGAAGGUGUCUCGGAGAGAGAUGGGAGUUUUCACCAUAGUAACGAAGUUGGCUUGCACCAAAUUAAUGAGCCCUCCCAAAGCUGGCCGGGAGCCGGAGGGUUGCUACAUCAGAAGAUCGAUAUCCUUCACCGAACUGGACACACUGGGCCACAGCUUUAAUCUCAAUGAGUUGCAGCCUCGGAAAAGAACGGGGACCACAGAGAGCGUGCGGAGUACAAGGAGCUGUGGCCCUGUGGCUUGUCCUGUUGCUCCUGAUACCCAGCCUGGGGAACCCUCCUCAGCCAGCGUCAAUAAGGAUCUCUAUAGGUCCAAUCUUGGCAUUAAUGUGGCCCUACCAUCAGUGCCCACCGUGCCAGCCUCCUCAAACCUCACCCAAGACUGCCCACCACCCCCUCCUGGAUCCACGUUUGACUCCAACAUCUCACCUCCUCCUCCUCCACCACCUGGCUCCAUGGGCACUGGUCCUCCUCCACCUCCUCCUCCUACACCCUCCAUGACCUCAUCGUAUAACCUCCCUCCUCCUACACCGAAUGCAUCCCCUAAUGUUCCCUCUCCGCCACCCCCUCCUCCACCUCCUCCCAGCUCAUCAAAUAGCUUACUCCCUCCACCUCCACCUGGUUCAAUGGGUAAUGCUCCACCUCCUCCUCCACCUCCUCCCAGCUCAUCAAAUAGCUUCCCCCCUCCUCCUCCUCCACCUCCUCCACCUGGUUCAAUGGGAUUACAUGAUAACAUGGCACAGCAAUGA
This is a messenger RNA of Coregonus clupeaformis (lake whitefish), 1224 nucleotides long. Its product is annotated as abl interactor 1. The coding region runs from base 151 to 1224 and encodes 357 amino acids. Gene Ontology annotation, cellular component: lamellipodium. The transcript has 6 exons. Gene Ontology annotation, molecular function: SH3 domain binding. The record is from RefSeq and is a predicted model, not a curated record. NCBI's taxonomy places the organism in Eukaryota, Metazoa, Chordata, Actinopteri, Salmoniformes, Salmonidae.